Cuscuta campestris is the source of this 1313-nucleotide messenger RNA. The record is from the annotation of a GenBank genome assembly. NCBI's taxonomy places the organism in Eukaryota, Viridiplantae, Streptophyta, Magnoliopsida, Solanales, Convolvulaceae.
CGCACUGCGCCGCCUCCGGCCUCCACGGCUACAGUGCUCCACCGCACUGGGUUUAAGGACCAGCCCUGCCACCGCUGAUUGUCAACCUGAUGGCGGCGCCGGCGACAAACAAUAACGGCACGGCACCUUACCGGCCGUAUCGACAGAAGAAAGUCCUGGCGGCUCAUUCACGGGCCCUCUCCUGCGUGAAGUUCUCGAACGACGGCCAGUUCUUCGCCUCUGCCUCCUUGGACACAACCCUAAUUGUCUGGUCAUCCGAAACCCUAACGCAGCUCUCCCAUCUCGUGGGCCACUCCCACGGCGUGUCCGACCUGGCCUGGUCUCCCGACUCCACCUACAUCUGCUCCGCCUCCGACGACUGCACCAUCCGCAUCUGGGUCGCCAGCUCCGGCGAGUGCCGCAAGACCCUCCGCGGCCACACCAAUUUCGUCUUCUGCGUCAAUUUCAACCCCCAAUCCAACCUCAUCGCAUCCGGAUCAUUCGACGAGACCAUCCGGAUCUGGGACGUGAAAACGGGCAAGUCCGUGCACGUGAUCCGGGCCCAUUCCCUGCCCGUCACCGCGGUGCAUUUCAACAAGGACGGAACUAUGCUUGUCUCCAGCAGCCAUGACGGCUCUUGUAAGACUUGGGACCCUACCACCGGCGCGUGCUUGAAGACCCUCAUAAAUGAUGCGGACCACCCCGUUUCGUUUGCCAAAUUCUCUCCCAAUGGCAAGUUCAUACUCGUCGCCACUCGCGAUGAUACUCUUAAACUGUGGAAUUACGCGACUGGGAAGGUGAUAAAGACGUAUACGAAGCACGCGAACAAAACGUAUUGCAUCACACCCACAUUUUCGGUUACGUCUGCGAAGUACAUCGUUUCGGGAUCCGAAGAUUGUUGUGUGUACAUAUGGGAUCUCCAAAAAGAAAAGAAUUUGCUGCAAAAGCUGGAGGGGCACACGGAUACGGUCAUCUGCGUGAGCUGUCACCCUCUGGUGAACAUGAUUGUGUCUGCAGGACUUGACAAUGAUAGAACCGUGAGGGUUUGGGUUCAAGAUUAAUCAAACAAUCUUCUUCUUCUUCUUCUUCGUCAGCUCCUUCCCGGUAAGUUUUCUACUCCACUGGUAAAUGUUCAGAUAUGCCUCCUGGAACAUUUGGGUGAGGGCAUAGCAUGAUACUCAUAUGAAAGUGAUGUACAUUCGAAUCGGAAAUUGUUAUGAAAAUGUUAAUUAAUUUGAGACACUACAUCUUUGUUAUGAAUUGCUUUAUGUGAAAUCAUAGAUUACACGAGUACUUUUUUUUUAGUAGCUCUAUACGCAUUAGUCUAGUAUUUG